GGUGACGUCAUUAUUAUGCGCCUCUCGACAUGCUUCCUGAUCAGAGUCCAAAAGAGAGCUGCUUCAGGCGCCGGGAAACUUGAUUAGUUUGUGUAAAACAAACAAAUUUCUGAGGUGGACGUGGACUACAUAUUAUCAGCUACAGACAUGUCGUACUGUAGGCAAGAAGGCAAGGACCGCAUCAUUUUUGUGACCAAGGAAGACCAUGAGUCACCAAGUAAUGCUGAGCUGGUUGCUGAUGACCCCAACGAUCCUUACGAUGAACAAGGUCUGAUUCUGCCCAAUGGGGACAUCAAUUGGAACUGCCCUUGUCUGGGCGGGAUGGCCAGUGGGCCUUGUGGCUCUCAGUUCAAAGAAGCAUUUUCAUGCUUUCAUUACAGUAAGGAAGAAGUGAAAGGGUCUGACUGCAUUGACCACUUUCGUAACAUGCAGGAGUGUAUGCAGAAGUAUCCUGAUCUUUAUCCUCAGGAGGAAGAGAAGGAAACAAAAACUCAAACUGAAGUUGUCCCUGAUCAGGAUUCCUCCCCACCAUCUUCUGUUUCUGAUUCUGACGUUUUAUCUCACAGCUCUUCACCCACAGACAGUCAGAGGGCGAGCUGAGGUCACUGAAACUUUGUACUCUCUGACGACCCUUGUUGAGGGCCGGCUUACUGACACUUCUUGAGACUUGACAAUGAAAAUAUUUCCUGUGUCUAUCAAAGGACUUUGUUGAGAACGUAACAAUUACUGUAUUUGCUUAUGUUGGUGAGCGCUUGCAAAUCAAGAAUAAGUAAUUUAAUUGCACUGAGUGAAUACACAGUACAUGUGUUUGCAAUGGGAGCUGUUUUUAACAGAAAAUUUACCUCAAAUUGAAAUAAUCCACAUUCAUUGUUUUAUAACUGCCUAAGUGGAUAUUUUUGCAAAGCUUUAAGGAAGACAUAUUUUGUUGGGUACUGAAUCAUAUUAAACCAUAUUAUAUGUGGGACUACAUCAUGAUUUUACAUUUUGUUCAUUGUCUGUGUAAUCCCUCAUUGGUCCAGGUUUGAUCUGUGGUAAAGACCAAAGUUAAACCUGUCAACUGGAUAAAAAGUUGUUGGAGUGAAGACGGUUGGCUGCUCAUCCUCAGUUCUGAACUGAAGAAGCCUCUUGGGUGAGCAGCGAAACGUCUUCACUCCUAAAACUUUUUGUCCGUUUGACAGAUUUAACUUUGCCCUUUACUUUUUUGUUCAUUGUAAAUCACAAUAUUGUUCUAAAAGGGCUUUAUAACAGAAAUGGGGCCACUGACUUCCUGUUAAAAACUGCAGAACCGAGGUGGUCCCUUUAAAAUACACACACAUAAUUGUUUUGAGAGACCAACACAAUUUAUUGACAAGUUACAUCUUUUUGAAUUAUGUUUUGUCUUAACGUGACAAUCUGCUGCUAAACUGUUGGAACUUUUGUUGUUCCUUUUGUUGUCACUCAUGUUGGCAUGCCUUAAAAGACUUUUUGAUGUUAAAUAACAUCAAAUGUGAAAGAGAUGUUAAAUAACAACAUGAACAAACCAAAGUAACCAAUUUGAAAGGUAUUAAAAGUUUAAUCU
This is a messenger RNA of Periophthalmus magnuspinnatus, 1558 nucleotides long. RefSeq names its product mitochondrial intermembrane space import and assembly protein 40-like. The coding region runs from base 148 to 600 and encodes 150 amino acids. The transcript is spliced from 3 exons. Gene Ontology annotation, cellular component: mitochondrial intermembrane space. Gene Ontology annotation, molecular function: protein-disulfide reductase activity. Lineage: Eukaryota; Metazoa; Chordata; Actinopteri; Gobiiformes; Gobiidae. Gene Ontology annotation, biological process: protein import into mitochondrial intermembrane space. The record is from RefSeq and is a predicted model, not a curated record.